UGUAUGCGCGGAGAGGAGGGGCCCUUCUCCGGCGGGGACUGGGCCACAGCCAAGCCGCGGGAGCCGUCCCUGUGACUCCCCACGGCCGGCCCUGGGGUGUGUUAGACCUGAGCGUGAUGGGGAACUCGGGCCGGGUCCGGGUUGGGAGUUGGGGGACACCGACGGGCACGUCGAUGCUUCCGGACGGAGAUGGAGUGAUGUUGGCCUGACAAAUGGGCGUGUGCGAUGGGCAGGGUUGCCCUAUGGGAAUGCAGGUGUAAAGACAAGUUAUCUACCACAGUAGAAGAUGGGGUCAAAUAGCAGCAGGAUCAGUGAUCUUCCUCAAAAUGAGUAUUUAAAAAAGUUAUCAGGCACAGAAUCUGUCUCUGAGAAUGACCCAUUCUGGAAUCAGCUUCUGUCAUUUUCUUUCCCUGCACCAACUAGCAGCACUGAGUUGAAACUCUUAGAAGAAGCAACCAUUUCAGUCUGCAAAUCUUUAGUUGAAAACAAUCCUCGAACAGGAAAUCUUGCUGCACUAAUUAAGGUCUUCCUUUCUAGAACCAAAGAACUCAAACUUUCAGCAGAAUGUGAGAACCACAUCUUUAUUUGGCAGACACAUAAUGCUUUGUUUAUUAUUUGCUGUUUGCUGAAAAUAUUUAUCUGUGAGAUGUCAGAGGAGGAGUUACACCUUCAUUUUACUUAUGAAGAGAAAUCUCCUGGCAGUUACAGUUCAGACUCAGAAGAUCUUUUGGAAGAAUUGCUGUGCUGUUUGAUGCAGUUAAUCACUGAUACUCCACUCUUAGAUAUUACAUAUGAAAUAUCAUUGGAGGCUAUAUCAACAAUGGUUGUUUUCCUUUCCUGCCAACUCUUCCACAAAGAAGUUUUGCGACAGAGCAUCAGUCACAAGUAUUUGAUGCGAGGUCCAUGUCUUCCAUACACCAGCAAACUUGUGAAAACCUUAUUGUAUAACUUUAUCAGACAAGAAAAGCCACCACCUCCAGGAUCCCAUGUUUUCCCUCAGCAGUCGGAUGGAGGAGGACUGCUCUAUGGUCUGGCAUCAGGAGUAGCAACUGGACUCUGGACUGUCUUCACUCUCGGCGGAGUGGGCAGCAAAGCAGCUGCCUCUCCAGAGCUUCCCUCUCCUCUGGCCAACCAGAGUCUCCUGCUUCUGCUGGUUUUGGCUAACCUGACCGAUGCUCCAGAUGCACCAAAUCCCUACAGACAGGCCAUUAUGUCCUUUAAGAACACACAAGAUAGCAGUUCAUUCCCCUCAUCGAUUCCACAUGCCUUCCAAAUUAACUUUAAUAGCUUGUACACAGCCCUGUGUGAACAGCAGAUGUCUGACCAAGCAACACUUCUUUUGUACACACUGCUCCACCAGAAUAGUAAUGUCAGAACAUACAUGCUGGCUCGCACAGACAUGGAGAAUCUUGUUUUACCAAUUCUUGAGAUUCUGUAUCAUGUUGAAGAAAGAAAUUCACACCAUGUAUAUAUGGCCCUUAUAAUAUUGCUGAUCCUGACAGAAGAUGAUGGCUUCAAUCGGUCCAUUCAUGAAGUGAUAUUAAAAAACAUUACUUGGUAUUCAGAACGGGUUUUAACUGAAAUUUCACUAGGGAGUCUCCUGAUUCUGGUCGUAAUAAGGACUAUUCAGUACAACAUGACAAGGACAAGAGACAAGUACCUUCACACAAAUUGUUUGGCAGCUUUAGCAAAUAUGUCGGCACAGUUUCGUUCUCUCCAUCAGUAUGCUGCCCAGAGGAUUAUCAGUUUGUUUUCUUUGCUAUCUAAAAAACAUAACAAAGUUCUGGAACAAGCUACACAGUCCUUGAGAGGUUCACUGAGUUCCAGUGAUGUUCCUCCACCAGAUUAUGCACAGGACCUCAAUGUCAUUGAAGAAGUGAUUCGAAUGAUGUUAGAAAUUAUCAAUUCCUGCCUGACAAAUUCUCUUCACCACAACCCAAACUUGGUGUAUGCACUGCUCUACAAACGGGAUCUCUUUGAACAGUUUCGGACUCAUCCUUCAUUUGAGGAUAUAAUGCAAAAUAUUGAUCUGGUGAUCACCUUCUUUAGCGCAAGGUUGCUACAAGCUGGUGCUGAGCUGUCAGUGGAACGAGUCUUGGAAAUUAUUAAACAAGGGGUUGUUGCACUGCCCAAAGACAGACUAAAGAAAUUUCCAGAGUUGAAAUUCAAAUAUGUGGAAGAGGAGCAGCCUGAGGAGUUUUUCAUCCCAUACGUCUGGUCUCUGGUCUACAACUCAGCAGUAGGCCUAUACUGGAAUCCACAGGACAUCCAGCUGUUCACGAUGGAUUCCAGCUGAGGCAGAGUGCACUCCUGCCUGCCCCUCCCCCAGCCACAAAGCUCUGUUAUUUUAUUCAGGGGAACAGAAGCAGACAGAUUGCCUGGUGUGUCUUCUGUCAGAGAGGAUCCCAUGAGUGUGUUCCCUGCAUACACUUUGAUUUGGAGAAUUGGUACCAGUUGGCCAUAGAUCACUCAGUUUAGAUUGUAGUGCAGGGAGGAGGGUGUGCACAACAAUAAUAAAUAUAGAAAUCUGCUAUUCAACAUGCAGUUUUAUUUCUAAACCAAAAAUCUAGAACUUUUCCAGGAUCUCACUGCAUUAGGUACAUAAUACCUGAAUAGUACUCAGUAAUUUUAAUUUUUUAUUUUGGUUGUGUAUGUGUGCGUGUGUGUGCACUCACCUGUCUCUCAAUAACCCACAAUUUUAUAAACACUAUAUGUGGACAGCAUGACACUAACUUCUAGACCCUUUUCAUCUUUCCCUCAGAAAAGGAAAAAAGACUCCUUUUCUAAGGAUUUGGUCUCUGAGCCAUACCUGGAAUUCUCCUAGAGCCCAAAACAAAUUAAAUUAAACUUCUCUGCAUUGAUCAUUAGGAAAAGAAAAGCUUAAUUUUGAAAGCAAUCUUUCCUUCAACCAGGCUAGUAGGAUCAAAAGGAGACUAAUUUAUUGAU
This is a messenger RNA of Fukomys damarensis (Damara mole-rat), 2946 nucleotides long. It is a transcript of the gene Dym, whose product is annotated as dymeclin. Bases 287 to 2296 code for a protein of 669 amino acids. The record is from RefSeq and is a predicted model, not a curated record. NCBI's taxonomy places the organism in Eukaryota, Metazoa, Chordata, Mammalia, Rodentia, Bathyergidae. Gene Ontology annotation, biological process: Golgi organization. The transcript has 17 exons. Gene Ontology annotation, cellular component: Golgi apparatus.